Molecule: messenger RNA, 2268 nt
Organism: Chara braunii
Lineage: Eukaryota; Viridiplantae; Streptophyta; Charophyceae; Charales; Characeae
Source: the annotation of a GenBank genome assembly
GCGUAGGCGGGAGAACUGCACAGCCAGCGGUAGUGCCUGGUUCUCAUCUGCCCCGUUGUUCCAGUUAGUCCCCGUCAGCGGGAUGAGCGCUCGCUCGCCACCGCUGUCGGCUUGUCUUUUGUUGCCUUCCCCUCCGCUUGCUGGGGCACGUGGCUAGUCAUCCUACGGGAAGGAGGGGCGAGAGGGAGGGUGGCUGUGUGGACGGAGUAGGCGCUACGGGUGCUAUCUGUUUCCAGUUGAAAAGGGGGAGAGGAGAGAGCGGAAGAAGGGUUGGGGGAAGGGCGCAAAGGGUUUUGCGGUCGGGGUUACAGAAACAGGAGAAGGUCGGGAAGGAAAAGUAGCAAAGAACGCAAGAAAGGUGGGGUAAGAGUGCGGGAGGGGUUUUGGGGUCGGGAUUAGGGGUACAGAAGGAGGAGCGGGAGUGGAGAAAACGCGGGAAAAGAUGGAAGCCAAGCUAGCAGCGGCGGGAAAGCUGUUCACAGACUUCAAGGCUGCUUAUGUCAGAAAUGAUAACGCGCGAUGCAGUCAGCUCCUGGCGCAGCUGAAGCUGCGCUUGACGGAGUUCCCAUCAUUGCCACCUUUGUAUCAACAAACUCCUACAGCACAGCGUGAGCUGCUCCUGGCACGGGAGGUCUUGGAACAUGCUGUUGUGCUCAGCGUGCGUCAAAGAGAUGAGGUGGCUUUUGAGCGCCAUUUUCUUCAACUGAAGACAUAUUACACGGACACAAGGCAUCUUCUGCCAGUGUCGCCGCAGGAAUACCCGAUCCUUGGCCUGAAUCUGCUCAGGCUUCUUGUUCAGAACCGCAUUGCGGAGUUCCACACGGAGCUUGAGUUGCUUGCACCAGAAGCGCAGGAGAAUGUGUGUAUCAAGCAUGCUAUUGAGCUCGAACAAUGGCUUAUGGAAGGUGCCUAUAACCGUGUGCUCACGGCAAGGCAAAGAGUUCCGGAUGAAACCUAUGUUUACUUCAUGGAUCGCCUGAUGGAGACGGUGCGUGACGAAAUCGCCGGUUGUAGUGAGAAGGCCUUUGAUUUCCUUACGCUUACGGAUGCAAAGAAGCUUCUGAUGCUAAAUACAGAUGAGGAUAUUUCGAGAUAUGCUAAACAGCAUUCCUGGACCCUGCGAGAUGGUUGUUUGGUCUUCCAGAAAAGCAAGGAGCAGUCAGCGUCUAGAGAACUGCCGUCGAUGCCAAUUAUCUCGCAGAUGCUGGGCUAUGCCAAGGAGCUCGAACGGAUUGUUUAGCUCUGUCAGCGCCCUUGAGCAAGGAGAGAUGGGUCGAAGCGUAAGUUUGGCAGGUCUGCGUAGCAGAGGCAAAAUGUUCCACUUUCAGGUGUAUGGAGCUUUAACGGAGUUGAAAGGUAAGGGGUUUGGGAGGUGUAGUAGGUAUAGGAGGGUUACAGCUCCGGCUGAAGAUUUUGCUUGCAGCGUGGGGAACUUAGCGAGCGUGAACUCGAUAUGUUGAGUCUGAUUGAUGUUCCGGAGAGACGGAGGCGAUGUCGUCCAUGAUGUGAGUGUAGGUAUUUGUCACUUUUCAAUUCUGAAACACAGUAGAUCAUGUCGUUUGGUCAUUCGUUGGUCCUGAUCGAUGGACCUGGUCCUUCAAGAUGUGUGGGUUGUUCAUUGCGAUGGGGCUAAUCCAGAACCAGCAUGAAUGAUCACGGGUGGGGCUUUUGUUUUUGGCCCUACAGAGCAUGCCUUGGCGGUUGAGGGCCAGGCAGUUGCUUCUUUGUGACGCCUAUCUAGGUUGUAAUGUGCUGAUUAUGUGGCAAUUCUAUUUUUUCUUUUGGCCUUUUUUCUCUUUUAUUGUUCCGACGAAGUCAUUAUUUCUCGCUGUUAAUGCUUUUUUGUUCGGAAAUGCUGUCUACCCGUUUCAUCGAGUGAGUGAUUUGGGGGCCAGAAAUACAGAAAGGGCGUCUAGUUGGAAAGGAGGGAAGAGUGGUGCUGGUGGUGUUCUAGGGACUAGGAGGGGGGGGAAAUAACAGGGCACUGUUUUAACGUCUAACCUUUUUUUUGUGUGUGUCAGGAAUAUGCAACCUUUUGUACGUUUAAACCACCGCUACCUCCGGGCCUCGUUUUGCCGAGGGGGAUUCCCCCUGCACGCCAAGCUUUGUCGAAGUGCCGGUGCGGCGUCUUUGUUUUUCUAUAGCAGGCGCCGCCAAACAUUUUGCCCUGGUGGCGCCCAGCCGCCGAAGAACCCGGAAUGUGACAUGGUUGAUUGUUGAAGUUGCCUGGCGAAGGUAGUGACAGUUUAAAAUCCAGCAUUGGAAUAG